Molecule: messenger RNA, 1201 nt
Organism: Pogonomyrmex barbatus (red harvester ant)
Lineage: Eukaryota; Metazoa; Arthropoda; Insecta; Hymenoptera; Formicidae
Source: RefSeq, a predicted model, not a curated record
AUGGACGGAGACAAAAAUGAAGCAACCGGUGUUUUAGGAAGGAAUAAGCGACUAAAGUGGGAGACAAGAUAUAAAGACUUGGUAACUGCCGCUGAUCGGGAUAGAAGUCAGAUAUCGUCAUGUGGCAGUAUCGGGCGAUCGGCCUUUUGGCCUUAUUACUUGCAACAUGUAUCCAAGCACGAGAAGUCGAAUUAUUGCGUUCAAAGCGUUACAGCGGAGGUUCAUUCGCUUCCAGUAGUGCCAGUAGUUCAGCUAGCGCAAGUUCACUUGGCGGUGGCAGCAGUUUUUCCAAAUCCAAUUCACAAGCUGUCGGUAGUGCUUCGGCGGGUGCACAAUCUUCAGCUCUGUCAAGUGGCGGUGGAUACGGAGGCGGUGGCUUUGGUAGUCAAGGAGGUGGUUUUGGAAGUGGUGAACACGGUGGCGGCGGUUUCGGAGGGGGUGGACACCAUGGCGGCGGUCAAGGAGGUGGUUUCGGAGCGGCGGUGGCUUCGGAAGGCGGUGGUACACGGUGGCGGCGGUCAAGGAGGUGGUUUCGGAGGCGGUGGACAUGGUGGAGGCCUAGGCGGUGGACAUAGCGGUUUAAGUGGUGGAUAUGGUGGAGCAGGAGGAUUAAGUGGUGGUGGAUAUGGUGGAGCAGGAGGAUUAAGUGGUGGUGGACAUGGAGGUGGCUUAGGUGGCGGACAUAGUGGAGGAGGUCUAGGAGGUGGAUGUGCUACUGGAGGAUGUGGUGGUGCUAGCGCAAAUGCAAAUGCCCAAGCUAGUGCAAGUGCAAAUGCUGGUACUGGAGGAUAUGGAGGUCAUGCAGGUCUUGGAAGUCACGGCCCAGUAGAUAUAUUCUCCCGUAUCGGUGAAAGCGAUGAAGGUACAAGUGGUACAGUCGAUGGUGCCAAAGGAGUUUACAGCAGCAGCUCGGCGAACAUAGACAGUACUGGAAAAGGUACUUACUCCGUGAAAGCCGGUAAAAUUCCGGCAUAAACUGUAUUUAAUUUUCAUCUUGAUUUUCGAAAUUGUUUGUUACUUCGCUAGAGAUUCUCUUGAUAAGAAUGUAGCUGUGAUUAUAAUUCUGUUUUCAUAUAAAUCUAAAACAAUUAAAAACAAUUCAAACAAUUAUAAAACAAUUUAUGAUUUAUUUCUUAAUCGUCAAAUAAAUGAUAAGAAUGAUGUGACACCUAAAAUAAAUCCAUGAUUAUAUUCCAAAUUA